Molecule: messenger RNA, 3951 nt
Organism: Colletotrichum tamarilloi
Lineage: Eukaryota; Fungi; Ascomycota; Sordariomycetes; Glomerellales; Glomerellaceae
Exons: 2
Coding region: 1-3951 (1316 amino acids)
Source: RefSeq, a predicted model, not a curated record
AUGGCGGCGGUCGCGGUGGCCACAUUUUCCCCAUCAGGGCGGGCAGAAGGCGCAUAUCGAUGGGAGCCAACCCAGCAUUCGACGACAACUGGCUGGGCUGAGGAAGAUGUGCGCAUCCGCUUGCGCAUGAUCGCCCGCGCCUGGGAAUCCGAUUCACACAAUGCUCAGAUUUCAUCCCAUCAUCGACGACCCCUCAAAACCACAUGCAACAUCUCAACUCCGUUGAAAGCACCAGAAUGCGGCCCGCGAUGGUUGCGACGAUUUGAAGCGCCCUCUGAACCGUCCGAGCCAUGCGAGCAAGUCAUGGAUCCGACGAACACUGGCGGUUUUGCAAGUCGACGACCAUCGGACUUUUCCUUCUUCACCCAACCGCAAACUUCAAGUGCAGAACAACGACAGCGACGUAACGGCGACGCCAUAUUUAGCGAUCCCACACGCGACUUUCUCAUCGACUUCGGUUCCGAGGAAGGAUUCAUGCAAGCGGCGAAGAAGAAGAAGAACAAGGCGCCAGCUAAGGCGCCGGCGGCAAACAACAAUAACGAUGACGAUGGCGCGAAGAAGGAAGACGAAGGCGCCGGCGAUGGAGGUGAUCAAGGCGGUGACGCAGGUAACGACGGCGGAGCUGCGGGCGACGGCGAUGGAGGCGACAAAGAGACACCGCCACCAGCAGACGAUCCGCCCCCGGAAGAUGACUGGGGCUUCGCAACCACGAAAUCCAAGAAGAAGGGCAAAAAGGCCGACGAACCGGCACCUGAUUCAUUCGAUGAAAUAAAACUGGACGACAUAGGCAGCGGCAACGGGUCGCUAGACAUCAAUUUCGGCUCAACGGAGACCAAGAAGUCAGGGGGGUUUGGUUGGGGAUUGGGAGCGACAAAUUGGACAACAACAGGCACGGGACUAGGGAACACAUGGGAUUGGUCUGGCGCUAACAAGAAUGCAGCCACAAGUACGCCGGCAGAGGCAAAGGAAGACGCCGAUUCAAAUCCAUGGGGCUCCAAAAGCAAAACGAAGAAGAAGAGCACGACACUGGGGUUUUCGUUCGGCGACGAUACACCAGCUGACCCGGAACCGGCACCCGACCCGCCGCAGGAGAAAGAGGAGAAAGAUGACCCGUGGGGUUUCGGCACUGCGACUACAAAGAAAGACAAGAAGAAGAAGAAAGCCAGUAUCUGGGAUGCGGUGGAAGAAGAUAAGGCUCCUGAACCAGCGAAGGAGGAGACACCUGCAGACGACCCAUGGGGUUCGUGGGGCGGUACCACCAAGAAGGGGAAGAAGGACGACCCUCCCAAAGAGGAGCCGAAAGACGACCUGUGGGAUACCUGGGGACUUGGUAAGAAGAAGAAGAGCAAGGACGAGCCGGCCCCUGAACCAAUCCCUGAGCCGGCGCCCGAUCCGCCAGCCUCUAACGAGGAUCCUUGGAGUUGGGGAACAUUAUCGGGGAAGAAGAAGAAGAAAGGUCUAGUCGACCUUGAACCUGAACCUCCCCCGGUGGUCGAACCAGAGCCGGAACCCACCCCGCCGCCAGAACCCGAGCCAGAGCCCGUUGAUCCAUUCGCAGGCUUGACCAAUUCACAGAAGAAGAAAAAGAAGAAGGAGAUGGCUGCCGCCGCCGCCGCUGCCGAGGCCGAAGCUGCUAAAGCCGCCGAGGCCGCUGCUGCUGCCGAAGCAGAGGCCGCCGCCGCCGCCGAAGCGGAAGAGGCUGCCCGAAAGGAAGAGGAGGAACGACUAGCAAAAGAGGCUGAAGAGCAAGCCGCCAAAGAAGCAGCAGAAGCCGAAGAGGCGGCGAAAGCAGCGGAAGCCGCCAAAGCAGCAGCUGCGGACGACUUUGGAUGGGGUGUAUCAACUAAAACCAGCAAGAAGAAGAAGAAGGGCAAGACUGCCGAUCCUGAGCCGGAACUCAUUCCUGAACCUGCGCCGGAGCCUCCUGCUGCUGAUCCAGAGCCAGAACCACCAGCGGACGACGACUGGGCAAGCUUCGGCCAUUCCAAGAAGGACAAGAAGAAGAAGAAGGGCAAAUUGGCGGAUCCCGAACCUGAACCCGAGAUUGUACCAGAACCGGCGCCUGAUCCCCCAGCCGAGGAAGCGGAGCCGGAACCUGAAAAGAAGGAUGACGACGACUUCUGGGCCGCUGCUACUAGUUCGAAGAAGGACAAAAAGAAGAAGAAGGAGGCCGAAGCUGAAAAGUCCAAAGACGACUCUUGGGGCAUCUGGGGCCUUUCCUCCAAGAAAGACAAGGAGAAGGAGAAGGAGAAGGAAAAAGACAAGGAGAAGGAAAAGAAGAAGAAGAGCAAGGAGGCCGAUAAGGAAGCUGAGGAACCGAAGGCUGAAGUGGUCGAAGAGGAUGAAUGGGCCGGCUUGAGCAAGUCGGACAAGAAGAAGAAGAAGAAAGAUGCCAUGGCCUUGGUUGAGUUUGGCGGAGAGGACGAGCCUACCCCUGCCGAGGAAGCCCCUCCUGCCGUGCCAGAUAUUGCCGACCCCCUGGAUGGCGGCGGCUUCUUCAGCUCAUGGAACAUCGGCGGUAAGAAAGACAAGAAGAAGAAGGGAGCCGACACCGACGAAGGCGCUUCUAUGAAGCCCGAUGCAAUCGAGGAGCCCACAGAUGACAUCUGGGGAACCUCGUCCUCCAAGAAGAAGAAGGACAAAUCCAAGAACGAGCCCAUUGAAGUCGUGGACGAGGAGCCCAACGUGGAUUCCGUUCAACCGGAUUCCGUCGAGGAGACCAAAGACGACGAUGACUGGGCCGGCUGGGGAUCCUCCAAGAAGAAGUCUAAGAACCGUAAGGACAUACUCGCCGACCCUCCACCGGAAGCUCCCACCCCUCCCUCAUUGGACAUGGCUGAGCCUGUAGCAGAAGCAGAACCUGAGAAAGAGAAAUCCAGCUUUUGGGGCGACAUGACCUCUUCCAAGUCUAAGUCCAAGGAUAAGGAUAAAGAUAAGGAAAAGGAGAAGUCCAAGAAAGAGCCCAAGCUGAGCGAGAAGGAGCUCAAGAAGCUCGAGAAAGAAAAGAAGAAGGCUGAAAAGGAAGAGGCAGCGCGGUUAGCCAAAGAAGAAGAGGAGGCUGCCGCCGCCGCUGCUGAGGCCGCUGCCAAGGAAGAGGAAGAACGCCUUGCACAAGAAGCAGAGGAGGCCGCGGCAGCGGAGGCGGCUGAGGCGGCCGAGAAGGCGCGAAUCGAGGAAGAGGAGGCCGCAAAGAUUGCGGACGAGGAGGAGCAGUUCGCUGCCUUGGAGGCCAAGAAGCUCAAGAAGGGCAAGUUGACCAAGAAGGACCAGGGUGUUUACGACACGCUCAAGGCAUCGAUCGACGAGCGCGCUGCCGCAUCCCAAGCUGCUGCGGAUGCCGAAGCCGCCGCCGCCGCCGAAGCUGAAGAAGCCGCUCGCAUCGAAGAGGAAGAGCGACUCGCCAAGGAAGCCGAAGAAGCUGCUGCCAAGGAAGCCGAGGAGGAAGCUGAAGCAGCGGAGAAGAAAGCGAAGAAAAGCUCCAAGUCGGAGAAGGAGUCCAAGUCCAAGUCGAAGAAAGACAAGGAGAAAGAAAAGGAGAAAGAGAAGGAGAAGGAGAAAGAGAAGGAAAAGAAGGAGAAGAAGGACAAGAAGGACAAGAAAAGCAAGGACAAGGAGAAGGAGAAGGAAGAGGAGCCGGAGCCGGCACCAGUCGAGGACGUCGAUAAUGAGGACGAGCUGGCCGACAUUGAGCUGACCGAGGACCAAAUCGAGGAGCUCCUGGCCGAUCCCGAGCCUGAGGAAGCUGCUCCUCCUCCACCACCCCCGGCGCCGGAAGUAAAGCCAUCCAACGAUGCCUUCAGUUUCUGGGGCGUUGGCACUAAGAAGUCGAAGAAAGGUAUGUGGCCUCAGGCUCGCAGCCAAUCUCCCUUCACACCACCACACCACCAAGUCUCACCAAGCCUAUUGGAAAUGAGACGCCUCAAUAGGCGUCACCUGAGAUUACACUGCUGA